Molecule: messenger RNA, 3903 nt
Organism: Neolamprologus brichardi
Lineage: Eukaryota; Metazoa; Chordata; Actinopteri; Cichliformes; Cichlidae
Source: RefSeq, a predicted model, not a curated record
GCUUGUUGUUGGUGUCUCUGUGUGAAGAAACUACUGACUGAAGUCCACAAGAAGAUAAUGAUGGAGGAAGAGGAGGACAGAGCAGAGUCUGCAGGAUCCAGCUGUCCGUCUGUGAGGAGUGAUCGAUGCAAAGGUCUAAAUCUUCCAGACUUCACUUAUGAACCUGGACCAACGAGAGGUCAGGGGUCAAAGUCUGCAGGGUCCAGCUGUCUGUCUGUGAGGAGUGACCGGUCAAAAGAUAGCAAUCCAAACUUCAGUGCUGAACCUGGACCAACGAGAGUGGACAAGGAGAGCUCAGAGGUUCCCAGUGGUCACUCUGCCCAGCAGCAUCAAACACACCUGGACUCCAUAUUUAUGCUGCUGGAGGACAACAUCAUUACUUUUGUGAAGAACGAGCUGAAGAAGAUCCAGAACGUUUUGAGUCCAGAUUACCCAGAAUGCUUAGAGAGUCAGAGGGAGGAUGAUGAGCAGAGGAGCAGCAGCAGAGAGGCAUUUGUGAAAAUCACAGUGGACUUCCUGAGGAGAAUGAAGCAGAAGGAGCUGGCUGACCGUCUGCAGAGAAAUCAUGUUAUUGCUGUUUGUCAACGUAAAGUUAAAUCUGCGUUAAAGAAGAAGUUCCAGUGUGUGUUUGAAGGGAUUGCUAAAGCAGGAAACCCAAGCCUUCUGAAUCAGAUCUACACAGAGCUCUACAUCACAGAGGGAGGAACUGCAGAAGUCAAUGAUGAACAUGAGGUCAGACAGAUUGAAACAGCAUCCAGGAAACCAGACAGACCAGAAACAACAAUCAGACAAGAAGAUAUCUUUAAAGCCUCACCUGGAAGACAUGAACCAAUCAGAACAGUGCUGACAAAGGGAGUGGCUGGAAUUGGGAAAACGGUCUUAACACAGAAAUACACCCUGGACUGGGCUGAAGGCAAAGCCAACCAGGACAUCCACUUCAUAUUUCCAUUCACUUUCAGAGAGCUGAAUGUGCUGAAAGAGGAAAAGUUCAGCUUGGUGGAACUUGUUCAUCACUUCUUUACUGAAACCAAAGAAGCAGGAAUCUGCUGCUUUGAAGACUUCCAGGUUGUGUUCAUCUUUGAUGGUCUGGAUGAGUGUCGACUUCCUCUGGACUUCCACAAAACUACAAUCCUAACUGACCCUAGAAAGUCCAUCUCAGUGGAUGUGCUGCUGAUAAACCUUAUCAAGGGGUACCUGAUUCCCAAUACUCGCCUCUGGAUAACCACACGACCUGCAGCAGCCAAUCAGAUCCCUCCUGACUGUGUUGACAUGGUGACAGAGGUCAGAGGGUUCACUGACCGACAGAAGGAGGAAUACUUCAGGAAGAGAUUCAGAGAUGAGGAGAAGGCCAGCAGGAUCAUCUCCCACAUCAAGACAUCACGAAGCCUCCACAUUAUGUGCCACAUCCCAGUCUUCUGCUGGAUCACUGCUACAGUUCUGGAGGAUGUGCUGGAAACCAGAGAGGGAGGACAGCUGCCCAAGACCCUGACUGAGAUGUACAUCCACUUCCUGGUGGUUCAGGCCAAAGUAAAGAAGGUCAAGUAUGAUGGAGGAGCUGAGACAGAUCCACACUGGAGUCCAGAGAGCAGGGAGAUGAUUGAGUCUCUGGGAAAACUGGCUUUUGAUCAGCUGCAGAAAGGAAACCUGAUCUUCUAUGAAUCAGACCUGACAGAGUGUGGCAUUGAUAUCAGAGCAGCCUCAGUGUACUCAGGAGUUUUCACGCAGAUCUUUAAAGAGGAGAGAGGACUGUACAAGGACAAGGUGUUCUGCUUCAUCCAUCUGAGUGUUCAGGAGUUUCUGGCUGCUCUUCAUGUCCAUCGGACCUUCAUCAACUCUGGACUCAAUCUGCUGGAAGAACAACAAACAACCUUCAUGUGGUCUAAAUUAAUUAGUAAACCAAACCUUCAAUCUCUCCACCAGAGUGCUGUGAACAAGGCCUUACAGAGUCCAAAUGGACACCUGGACUUGUUCCUUCGCUUCCUCCUAGGUUUUUCAGUGCAGACCAAUCAAAGUCUCCUACGAGGUCUGCUGAUACAGACAGGAAGUAGCUCACUGUCCAAUCAGGAAACAGUCCAGCACAUCAAGAAGAAGCUAAGUGAGAAUCUGUCUGCAGAGAAAAGCAUCAAUCUGUUCCACUGUCUGAAUGAACUGAAUGAUUAUUCUCUAGUGGAGGAGAUCCAACAGUCCCUCAGAUCAGGAAGUCUCUCCACAGAUAAACUGUAUCCUGCUCAGUGGUCAGCUCUGGUCUUCAUCUUACUGUCAUCAGAAAAAGAUCUGGAUGUGUUUGACCUGAAGAAAUACUCUGCUUCAGAGGAGGCUCUUCUCAGGCUGCUGCCAGUGGUCAAAGCGUCCAAAAAAGCUCUACUAAGUGAUUGUUUCCUCUCAGAGAGAAGCUGUGAAGCUCUGUUCUCAGUUCUCAGCUCCCAAUCCUCUUGUCUGAGAGAGCUGGAGCUGAGUAACAUGAAACUCCAGGAUUCAGGAGUGAAGCUUCUGUCUGCUGCACUGCAAAGUCUGUAUUGUACACUGGAAACUCUGAGUUUGUCAGGCUGUCUGAUCACAGAGGAAGGCUGUACGUUUCUGGCCUCAGCUCUGAGUUCCAACCCCUCCCAUCUGAGAGAGCUGAACCUGAGCUACAAUCAUCCAGGAGACUCAGGAAUUAUGCUGCUGUCGGCUAGACUGAAGGAUCCCCGCUGGAGACUGGAAACUCUCAGGUUGGAGCCUGCUGGAGUCCGAUGGUUGACACCAGGAUGUCUCACGAAGUAUUCCUGUCAACUCACAAUCGACACAAACACAGUACACACAAACCUCAAACUGUCUGAAAACAACAGGAAGGUGACACGUGUGGAGGAGGUUCAGUCAUAUCCUGAUCAUCCAGACAGAUUUGAUGUCAAGUGUCAGCUGCUGUGUAGAAAUGGUAUGACUGGUCGCUGUUACUGGGAGGUCGAGUGGAGUGGAAAUGUUUAUAUAUCAGUGAGUUACAGAAGAAUCAGAAGGAAAGGAGGCAGUAAUGUCUGUUUGUUUGGACACAACGGUCAGUCCUGGAGUCUGGACUGCUUUGACGAUGGUCCUCAUUCUCUUAGGCACAUUAACAGAAGAAAAUCCAUCUCCUCCUUCUCCUCCUCCUCUGUUGCUAACAGAGUAGCAGUGUAUGUGGACUGUCCUGCUGGCACUCUGUCCUUCUACAGAGUCUCCUCUGACACACUGAUCCACCUCCACACCUUCAACACCACAUUCACUGAAGCUCUUUAUCCUGGGUUUGCAUUCUUUCCUGACUCUUCAGUGACUCUUUGUUGAAUGUGUAAAGAGUGUCCUCCUGUUAGAGAAACACUCAUCUCAGUUAAAUGAUUGUAAAUGUUUAAUUUCUCUUCCUUAAUGUGAUUUUUUUCCAUCAUGACAGAUGCUCCGCCCACACACACCUGUCCCAUAUAUGAGCUGCUCUCAGCCCCCACACCUUAGAGCUGGCAGAGAAAAGCCACUAGAUUCAAGGCUCCAUUUAGUGCCUCUGAGAGUUAAUGUAAUAGAAACACUGACUCCGGGACUGUUUUAAUCCAGCUGUUUCACACUGAACAUCAGCUUGGAUGAAAAUGGAAGUUACUAUGGAGCCUUUUUGAGGGGAGGCUUAUGAAAUGUGCAGAAACAUGUUUGGCUAGUGAUUGGCAGGUGAAGCUUAAUGAAGCUUUGAGGCUUUCCUUCUCUUUGCACCCCAAAACAUUCAAAGCUUCUAGGCUUCAAUCUCUUAGAACAGCGACAUACGGUGGCUGACUGAAGUCGAGGCGACUUCUCAAGAGCACUGCUGAAAUACUGGCACAACUUCCUGCUUCAGUCUGAUGUCAUCAAUAAAGCUGUGAACAGACUGUGUUCAUUUGAAUGUGCUUAUGAAGCGCCUUGAGGUGACUUUUGUUG